This is a messenger RNA of Triticum aestivum (bread wheat), 2970 nucleotides long. RefSeq names its product subtilisin-like protease SBT1.4. The transcript has 6 exons. NCBI's taxonomy places the organism in Eukaryota, Viridiplantae, Streptophyta, Magnoliopsida, Poales, Poaceae. Gene Ontology annotation, biological process: proteolysis. Gene Ontology annotation, molecular function: serine-type endopeptidase activity. The record is from RefSeq and is a predicted model, not a curated record. The coding region runs from base 1 to 2970 and encodes 989 amino acids.
AUGGGGGUGUUCACCGCGGUGCUGACUGUUCUGGUGCUGACUGUUCUGGUGCUGUACGCCGUGCAGUUCGAGAGCUUCAUCUUCUUUUUACACAACACCGCCGCCGCGUAUUUCUCUCCGUGCAACGAUGCCAGACCACUCGCGCUUCUGUGCGUCCAGCUCGCCAUCGUUGCCACCGCCGCGGCGUCGCCGGCGAGGGAAAAGGAGGAGGAGCGGUCCUGCUGCAUCGUGCAUGUCGCUCGCGCGCACGCGCCGCCGCUGCCGUGCCGUGGCCUGCUCAAUACCCGGGCGUACGCCUCAUUCCUGCGUGACCGCAUGCCGGCGGACAUGUCCCUUCCGGCGCCGCGGGUGCUCUAUUCCUACUCCCACGCCGCCACGGGCUUCGCGGCUCGCCUCACGGGUCGCCAGGCCGCGCACCUCGCGGCCCAGCGCUCCGUGCUCGCCGUCGUGCCCGAUGUGAUGCAGCAGCUACACACCACGCUGACGCCAUCCUUCCUCGGCCUGUCGGCAUCGUCGGGCUUGCUACCAGCGUCCAACGGCGCCACGGACGUCGUCAUCGGCGUCCUCGACACCGGCGUGUACCCCAUCGACCGCGCGGAGUUCGCGGCGGGCCCGUUGCUGCCGCCGCCGCCCGGCAAGUUCCGCGGUGCCUGCGUCUCGGCUCCGUCGUUCAACGCCUCCGCCUACUGCAAUGGCAAGCUCGUCGGCGCCAAGGUCUUCUACGUGGGGUAUGAGGUUCAACUUGGAGGCCCGAUCAACGAGACGGAGGAGUCCAAGUCGCCGCUCGACACCCUCGGCCAUGGCACCCACACCGCCUCCACCGCCGCCGGCUCUGCCGUCCCGGACGCGGCUUUCUACGGCUACGGCAGAGGGAACGCCGUCGGCAUGGCCCCGGGCGCGCGCGUAGCCUCCUACAAAGUGUGCUGGAAAUGCGGAUGCGCAACCUCCGACAUCCUCGCGGCGUUCGACGAGGCCAUCGCCGACGGGGUCGACGUCAUCUCCGCUUCAUUCGGCUCCUCCGGCUACGCGGAGCCGUUUUAUGUGGACUCCACCGCCGUGGGCGCCUUCAGCGCCGUCCGCAAGGGCAUCAUCGUCUCUGCCGUAGCGGGGAACUCCGGCCCAGCUGAGUCCACCGGCAACAAUAUCGCGCCCUGGUUCUUGACCGUCGGCGCGUUCACCAUCAACCGCCAUUUCCCGGCGGACGUCGUCCUCGGCAACGGCGAUACCUUUUCUGGCGCUUCGCUCUACGCUGGCCCGCCGCUUGGCGCUACCGAGACACCGCUCGUGCAUGGCCGGACCGUCGGCUCGAAAACCUGCGAAGCUGGGAAGCUGAACGCCAGCUUGGUCGCCGGGAAAAUCAUCGUUUUGUGCGACCCUGCCGUCUUGAAUGUUGCGCAAGGAGAGUCUGUCAAACUCGCCGGCGGCGUCGGAGCAAUCCUCACGAGCACGAAAGAAUUCGGCGAGCUGGUCGUCGGCAGCCCCCACACCUUCCCUACAACAACCGUCACGUUCGCCGCUGCGAAAAGGAUUAAAACGUACAUGAACAAGACUACGUCCCCGGUCGCGACGAUCGUGUUCCGCGGCACGGUCAUCGGCCCGACGCCUCCUUCCCCUAGAAUGGCAUCCUUCUCGAGCCGCGGGCCGAACCUCCACGCGCCGGAGAUCCUCAAGCCGGACGUCACGGCACCCGGCGUGGAGAUCCUCGCCGCUUGGACCGGCGCCGCCUCGCCCUCGGGCCUCGACAGCGACACGAGACGAGUGCACUACAAUGUUCUAUCGGACACAUCCAUGGCGUGCCCACAUGUGAGCGGCAUGAUGACCACCAUGAUGACCACCGCGAUCAAGUCCGCCAUGAUGACCACCGCGUACAACGUGGACAAUGCCGGCCACGUCAUCGGAGACAUGGCCACCGGCAAGGCGUCCACGCCGUUCACGCGCGGGGCAGGCCACGUGGACCCCAACCGCGCCCUUGACCCAGGCCUCGUGUACGACGCCGGCACGGACGACUACGUCACCUUCCUGUGCGCACUCGGCUACACCGCUGACGAGGUUGCCGUCUUCACGAGAGACGGCUCGUCGACCAAUUGCUCGACGCUCCCGGGUUCAGGCUAUGUUGGAGACCACAACUACCCGGCCUUCGUGGCGGUGUUCACCUCGCGCAACGAGACCAUCACGCAGCACCGCAUGGUGCGCAACAUCGGCAGCAAUGUGGAUGCGACGUACCGAGCCACGGUCACCAGCCCCGCCGGCAUGCGCGUCGACGCGAGGCCGCAGAAGCUGCAGUUCAGCACUACGCACAACACACAGGAGUACCAGGUCACCUUCUCUAUCCGAGCCGCGGGAAGCAUAAAGGAGUACACGUUCGGGUCGAUCGCGUGGAGCGACGGAAAGCACACUGUGACGAGCCCCAUCGCCAUCGCCUGGCGGCCGCCGGUGAACGCUCGAGCGAAGUCGCGGCCAUGUGACGUGGAUUUUGGUUCCGCGCACCUACCUAGAGGAGUUGCGGCACGGCUCGUCCCGAGUUCUGCAGUUAACGUGUACACCUCUCACGUGGACACGAGCAAACCAGAACUCCUCUACUCGUUGCUUCGGCAGGUCCUGCAGGACAAUGCUAUAAAAAUACAAUCAAGGAAGGCUCCAACAAAAGCAUCCAAGUCACGGCUCGAGACGACCAAACGAGAGACGACCUCGAUCAAGGUCCAGCGCCCCGCCUCCUUCGCCGACGACCAGAGCGACGCCCUCGGCCCCCUCCUCCCACGAUGCGCCUGGGUGGACACGAACCCGCUCAUGGACCGGACCGAAAAAGCUCGGAGCGACAAAAAAACUGGCCAUUCCGGUCUGUGGAAAGAGGACCGAAAGUUGCCCGGUCCAGCUCAGUGCGACCGAAGGCACUGCCGCUUCUUCCGCCCAGCCGCCGGCAAUGCCCUGCUGUGGCACAGGAAAGAUCCAUGCUGCCGCGCGACCGGCUGA